GGAAUAAAUUGUUUUUAUAAAAUUCACUAAUUGCUCAGUUAAAAUUUAAAAUUCUAUUUUUUUUAAGCAUAAUAAUGAUUUCACGCGUCACACAUAAUGUUUUGAAUGUAGCCCGUGCAGUGGAAAAAAAUUUCUUUCAAAUGCUUGGUUAUCCACCUCGAGAACUAGCCCUGGCGUAUGUGCACGAAAAGCCAGCCACCAAGACUCAGAAGAAAUUUACGAUAAAAGAUAUAGUUGGCGACGGUUUACUGCUAGCUGUACCAAAAUUUAGGAGAACAUUAGAAAGAAGAUGGAAAAGAAAGUAUGGUUUCCCAGAAUAUGUUUGGAAAAUGCUAGUUCCAAAAAAUAAUAUCAAAGUUUGCAGCGACUGUGGCCACUAUCAUGAAAGUGGACGCUUGUGCGGCCAUUGCUAUAAAAAGGUGGAAGCGGAAACAAAAGAAAUCCAAGCUAAAAUACAAGAACAGCAGGGAAAUAAGCCAAUUGAAAAUGAUGUCAUUGUACUGUACGAAGGAGAUAACCUUCCAGAAAAACCACAAGAAUUCUGGAAAGGCAAAAGAAUAAUUGAAAUGAAGAAGGAAAGACCAAAGUGGUUUAGCAAGAAUCUUCUGGAGAAAACCACACAACAGCCUUCCUCAUCCACAGAUGUAAAACCAACAGACUUAGCUUAAAAAUAAGAACAAAAUAAUAAUAAUUUAGAUUUUAAAUAAACAGUAUAGUAAUA
Messenger RNA from Aricia agestis (brown argus), 721 nucleotides. It is a transcript of the gene mRpL32, whose product is annotated as 39S ribosomal protein L32, mitochondrial. The coding region runs from base 75 to 668 and encodes 197 amino acids. Lineage: Eukaryota; Metazoa; Arthropoda; Insecta; Lepidoptera; Lycaenidae. Gene Ontology annotation, cellular component: mitochondrial large ribosomal subunit. Gene Ontology annotation, biological process: translation. The record is from RefSeq and is a predicted model, not a curated record. The transcript is spliced from 4 exons. Gene Ontology annotation, molecular function: structural constituent of ribosome.